Akanthomyces muscarius is the source of this 1839-nucleotide messenger RNA. RefSeq lists its product as uncharacterized. The transcript is spliced from 2 exons. The record is from RefSeq and is a predicted model, not a curated record. Lineage: Eukaryota; Fungi; Ascomycota; Sordariomycetes; Hypocreales; Cordycipitaceae. Bases 1 to 1839 code for a protein of 612 amino acids.
AUGGCCGUGCCUACGGGAGCCGGGCGCCGCAAGGUGUUCGACUUCGACACAGCCAUGUUCGUCAAGGGCAGCAGCAUGGCGCGUGCAAUGUCUCCCUCAGCCUCCGAGGCCACCUCGCGCUCCUCCUUCUCCUCGGUCCGCGAAAAUGACGACGGCCUCGCCCAGACCUUUACCCGCUCCAAAAUCUCGUCCUACAUCGAGGCCCCCGAGGACGUCUUUGACGAGUCACCCAGCACCGAGGCCGCCCAGCCCACCUACUUUCAGCAGGCGCCCCUCACGCAGCCCAACUCGCGCCUGCACGGCUUCUGGUAUCCCGCCGAGGGCUUCAAGGGAUGGCGCGAAAUUCCCAUCAAGGGCAAGAUGGCCAGCCGGAGCUGCGAGGACCUGCACAAGCUGUCCAUGACCUGGGACAAGCCCGCCCCCAAGGUCGAGCAGCCGCGCGCCGGCGGCAUCUAUCCCACUUCCACCGCGCCUCUCGAGCGUCUACCAAGCGAAAUUUUGGGUGACAUUAUCGAUCUCCUCGUUGUCGAGAUACCCCCCAACGGCCUCACCACCCGCAACACCGAUCUCAUGUCGCUUCUUCGCACCUCGCGUUCCAUUCACGCACGUACUCUCUUCACCCUCUAUCGCCACAUCACCAUCCCCCACUCUCGCAUCUUCCGCAAGUUCCUCACCACAAUUACCGAGUACCCUGCCCUGGCCACCAUUGUCCGUCGUCUCGACUUCAGCCACUUUAACCCCUCAAUCAUGUUCUCCACGGCUGCCGAGCGUCUUCAGGCUCAGAAUCUCACCAGCCAGACUCUGUUCCACUGCCUCGCCCUGACCCCUCGCCUGCAGGAAUUCCUCGCCCAAGAGUACAUUGACGACGACCUUGGCCCUGAUGUGCUUCGCAAGCUCCUCUUCGACAUGCCCUCUCUGUCCGCCAUGGACUUUUGUGGCUGCUCCUCUCUGUUAUUCAAGAAAUCCUUCAUGGCCAUUCUUGACGAUCCCUGGCCCGAGACCCUCACCAUCACCAAGCUGUCCUUCCACAAGUGUCUGAGCCUUCCAUCCGCCGUCUUUGAGACCAUUCUCCCCAGAAUGCCUCACGUCACCCAUCUCGAUCUCGCUGGAACGCGAGUCACUGACAAGGCGCUUCUAUCCAUUCCCGAAACCGCGAAACUGACGCACCUGAACCUUGCUAAGUGCAAGGAGCUGUCUGCCGAUGUUGUCACCAAAUUCGUCACCUCCCACCCUGCUACCAGAAAUCUCGUUUUCUUGAGCCUCGGUGCCGACCCCAGCACUCAUCUGCUCUUGGGCAAGACUGACCUUGACGCCCUCCUCCCUAACCUGCCAACCACUCUCAAGUCCCUCAACCUUCGAGGCAGCAGAAUGGAUCCUUCUCAUGUUGACCACCUCAGCAAGCUGUCGCACACGCUCGAAGAGCUCGCUGUCGGUCGUGGUCUUGCUAUGAGCGAUAUUCACCGCCUAUUCCUCCGCGAUCAGCAAUGGCAGACUCACAACCUCAAGUACAUUGACAUUUGCGACAUUGAAACCAUCAUUGGCAGUGCCAGCACCCUGCUUGCGUCCGCCUCGGCCCCUCUGCAGGUCGUCGAGCUCUCGGAGCGCGCCUAUGAGCGCGCUGCCAAGCUCAACAAGAACUUGCAGCGUGUUGGAUGGUUGGCCCACGAAUUUGGCAGCCGCUACUGGCUCCGACGCCUCGAUACCGGCGAGCCCAACUUUGAUCACGGCCACCGCCCCUGGAAGAUGGGUGCCAAGAGCUGGGGCAUGCGCAAGAUUCCCACGGUCGUCUCUGAAGUGGGAGGCAUGUACGGUUCUUACAUGUUUGGUCGUCGACUGUGA